Molecule: messenger RNA, 940 nt
Organism: Stylophora pistillata
Lineage: Eukaryota; Metazoa; Cnidaria; Anthozoa; Scleractinia; Pocilloporidae
Product: SOSS complex subunit B1
Biological process (GO): mitotic G2/M transition checkpoint; double-strand break repair via homologous recombination; response to ionizing radiation
Cellular component (GO): SOSS complex
Molecular function (GO): DNA binding
Source: RefSeq, a predicted model, not a curated record
GUAGACAGCGGACUAGCAAGAGAAUUUUCAUGGCGGAAGAUACAAGGCAUUUCACAGACAUCAAAGAUAUUCGGCCCGGCAUAAAAAACUUACACUGUUUAUUCAUAGUUUUGGAAGUCGGAAAAGCCACCAAAACGAAGGAUGCGCACGUUGUAAGGGCAUGUCGAGUAGCUGAUAAAACAGGCUCCAUUACGGUGUCUGUUUGGGACGAAGUCGGAGAAAUUCUACAACCAGGAGAUAUCAUUAAGUUUGUUCGAGGGUAUUCAUCAUUAUGGAAAGGAAGCUUAACUUUGUACACAGGCAAAGUGGGACACUUGGAGAAAGUUGGAGAUUUCUGCAUGACUUUUUGUGAGCAGCCAAACAUGAGUGAUCCUAAUGCAGAAUUUCUUCAGCAGUAUAAACAGGGGCUCCAAGGUGACCAAGGAAGAAAUUCUCCUAAUACUCCAACCACAACUGCUGGAUUGUCAUCUGUGGUGUCACGGAAUCAAAACCAUAACACAGAACAUUCACCAACAGUGACAUCACAUAACAACCAUCAUCCUCACAUGGGACCCAACACUGGUUCUCACAGAUUCCACCCAUACAGUAGGCCAGAUGGGAACAUAGCUGCCAAAGUAGAUGCGUCGCGUGAUCCAAGGUUAAAACUGCGGGGGAACAAUAAUGGCAAUAAUGGGAAUGGUGCAAACUUCAUUUCAUCAUCCACAAACGGGAAUAAUGGACACCCUAACGCUGACCCAAGUGCUCGCAAUGUAAUUAACACUAGUAGAGAUCCACGGACUCGUAGAUAACAUAGUUAGACCUGGUAAAUACAGUAUGAUAUAUUUCUUGCUCUAGUAACUAGUAGUAAGAUUUAUAACCUUUUGUAUUUUGUACAAAAGUCCAAAUACAAUGUAGUGAAUUAAAAUUUCUUUUUAUUAAAAUGCAGAAUUUUGUGUGGUUA